CGGGUCAUUUCAAAAGCACGGGGAUGCCAUGCUGAGAUACAGAAGUAUGUUGUUGCCCUUGUCCAGAGAGAAGCCGUGGAGAAUAAUUGAUGCCCGAUUAGAGCCGACCGCCUUCAACACGUGUGCUUGGGGGGCGCUGUAUUGGAGGGGCUAAAAAAAAAAAGAAAAAAAGAAAAAAAAAGACGCGCACUCGCUCUGCAUCCAAUUGGCUGCGAGAAUUUUCCAAGUCUGGUCUCUCGCCGGCUGCUCCCGACUCAAAGUGCUCACUCCAUCUCUGUCUGACUGCGGGGAGAGAGCUCGUCAUGCUGAGAAACGGCGCGUACAGGAGCAUGUACCAGGGAGAGGAAGGGAGGCUGCGCAGCGGGGGUCCGGCUCCGGCUCGGGAGAGGAAACACCUUGCUCUGUGCAUCACUAACCAGGAAGAAGUGAAGAGGUACCAUCGCUACUGCAACCACAGCGGAGUGCAAGCAGUUCAGAAGGUGGAAAGAAGCUGUCCCUCAAAGGCCCAUGUGGAUGAUAAUAGCCCUCAUCACCGUGAUCAGCAGCAACGCCUAGAGAUAAAAGCUAUUGUGAUCCAGCGGGCCUGGCGUGCCAGCAUGUCCCGUAGAGAGAGCUGGCAGGUACAAGACAAGAACGACACCAGCCGUCACUGGGACGGGACGGUGACUUCAGAAAGCCUCCAGGACCCCGUGAUGACCUCCAAUAUUUCUCCGGAUCAGCUGAAGAGCCUCCAGAGUGACUACAAGCAUGUUAACGACGAGGCCUUCCAGCUGCAGAGUAAUCAUCUGACUAUGGACCUAGACAACAACAUCAAUAUCAACCUGCCGCCCGUUGAGACCAAGGUGUUGAUCAUCCAGCGGGCUUGGCGCGACUUCCUGCAGAGACAGGAAGUGGAGAAAAGGAGCCCCUCCCCUCCCUCCCUCUCCUCCUCCGACAAGAUGAGCAUGUCAAUCAGCAUGAUGACACUGUCAGACGGCAGCACCCCAGAUUACCGGGAGGAUGGCAUGGACCUGGGGAGCGACGUGUCCAGUCGUUCCAGCUCAGAGUCUAACUCCAACAAGGUUACACCUUGCUCCCCUUCUCUUGACCUAGCCACUUUGGAGGACUACAAAUCCUCCCCCUCUCUGGACCUGGUUACUUUAGAGGACUAUGAGGAGGACGAGGACUACCAAGAGUACAAGAAGAAGGUGAUAGAAGAGUGGGAGAGUGAGUAUGGAGAGGACUACACCUCUCCACAGCCUCCCGGGCAGGGGGAGGGCAGAGGAGACAUUGUGAGCGUCGACAACACCGGAGAAGGCUACAGGAAGACAGUGAACAGUCGCAGCCUUGCCGAAGAAUUCCAGGAUGUGAAGACCGCCCCGCCCCUGCCGGCCCCCGGCGGACGCACUGCCACAUCAGUGGCUGCUGUCCCCGAGGAACUGAAACAGAACGGCAAUCUGAUUUUGCCCAGGAGCAACCGGCUCCACUCCCCCGAAAAACCACAGGGGGGCACAGGGACUCCCAAGCCCAGCCACCGCAGCCCCAGUCAAGGCAGGUGGAGCCGAAGCAGUGGCCGGGCUGGUGGCGGUGGUGGUGGCGGUGGAGGAGGAGAAGGAGGCGGCGGCGGAGGAGGAGGAGGAGGAGGAGGAAGUGGUGGUACUGGGGGACUGGUGCGAGGAUACAGAGAGCAGGAGAAUGUAGAGGAAGAGCCUCUGCCAACCAUGGACUGGGCAGCUCUGGAGAGACACCUGGCUGGGCUGCAGUGCAGAGAGCAGGAGAACCAUAACCUCAACCACAACCAGAACAUGGGCAAGACCAACUACACCUCAGCCCAGAAGAAUGAGAGGGAGUCUAUCAGGCAGAAGCUGGCCCUGGGCAGUUUCUUUGACGAUGGGCCGGGCAUCUACACCAGCUGCAGCAAGAGUGGCAAACCCAGCCUGUCUUCACGGCUGCAGAGCGGCAUGAACCUACAGAUCUGUUUUGUCAACGACAGCGGCAGCGACAAGGACAGCGAUGCGGACGACAGCAAGACAGAGACUAGCCUGGACACGCCCCUGUCCCCCAUGUCCAAGCAGAGCUCCUCGUACUCAGACAGGGACACCACGGAGGACGACUCCGAGUCCCUGGAGGACAUGGACUUCUUGAGUCGACAGAAGAAGCUGCAGGCGGAGGCGAAGCUGGCCCUGGCUAUGGCCAAGCCCAUGGCCAAGAUGCAAGUGGAGGUGGAGAAACAGAACCGCAAAAAGUCACCAGUGGCCGACUUGCUUCCACACAUGCCUCACAUCAGCGAGUGUCUAAUGAAGAGGAGCCUGAAGCCCACCGACUUGAGAGACAUGACGCUGGGACAGCUCCAGGUCAUAGUCAACGACCUGCACUCCCAGAUCGAGAGUCUGAAUGAGGAGCUUGUACAGUUGCUACUGAUUCGGGAUGAACUACACAUGGAGCAAGAUGCCAUGCUGGUGGACAUAGAGGACCUCACCAGGCAUGCCGAGAGCCAGCAGAAACAUUUGGCUGAGAGGACCCUAUCCAAAUAAAAUCCCCACUCUGCCUCCCUCUGCCAAGCUUAAAGCAAACUUUUCCCCUCCGGCCAUCCCACCUCUGCCCCGUGGCGAUCCAGAUCCUCCCCGCUUGUCCUAAGUAUUUUGCUCCUUGCUGCUUCCCUGUCCCCCCCCCCCCCUCCUGUCUACCUUAAGGUAGCUACCGCUGACGCCAACGAGCUGGACCUGUCCGACUCGCUGACAUCAGUGGUAGCCGCGGCACAGAAGAAAGCCACCCUCUCUCAUUUGCUUCUGUGGUUUUUCUCCCAGCGCUAAGGAUGGAGUAGCACUUCCUGCUUCCUGGGAGGAAAAGAAACUGAUUGUGUGUUGUCAUGGAUUCAGUCCACAGCUUCCUUGUGCAGUGAUAUCGGCCUCGCUUUUGCUAUUGUUUCUUUUUAACUUUCUACAUUCGCCACUAAAUUAUAACUGUUCAAACGCAAAAAUCGUUGGAAAAAAAUGAUAAAAUAAAUAGUGAAAAAUUUAGUAGAAAGUAAGUCAUGAGAAAAAAGAGAAACAAUAUUGUAUAAAAUAAUAAUAAUAAUAAAAAAAAAUGACGGGAAAAACUAACUUCUUCAGAACAUUUUAAGUUGGACAGUAAUUUAAAAGUAUUUCAAAGUCGACCCGUUUUUAUUCUGCACAAAUGGUAGUUUUCAACUGAGAGAUGUUCAUUUGAAGGUGCUAAAAGAGUGUAAAGGAAACAUGCCUGCCUUGUAGUGGAGUUGUAGAUUUUGGUAAUACGUUCACUCUAAUUGCUCUUCAACAUUUUGUGAAUGUUGAUUUUCUGACACAAGUCAUUUUAAAUGAAUAAGUGUGUUAAUAUCGUUUUCAUCCUGUUGUAUUCAAAUACUUUAUUUGAGGGAAGAAAUGUUUAUGUACAGAUAUGUAAAAUAAAGAAUAAACUUUUUUUCAUAUA
Mugil cephalus (flathead mullet) is the source of this 3429-nucleotide messenger RNA. It is a transcript of the gene schip1, whose product is annotated as schwannomin interacting protein 1. Lineage: Eukaryota; Metazoa; Chordata; Actinopteri; Mugiliformes; Mugilidae. The record is from RefSeq and is a predicted model, not a curated record. Gene Ontology annotation, cellular component: plasma membrane; cell junction. The coding region runs from base 303 to 2513 and encodes 736 amino acids. The transcript is spliced from 15 exons. Gene Ontology annotation, molecular function: protein binding. Gene Ontology annotation, biological process: positive regulation of hippo signaling.